Messenger RNA from Numida meleagris (helmeted guineafowl), 5910 nucleotides. It is a transcript of the gene TPCN1, whose product is annotated as two pore segment channel 1. Lineage: Eukaryota; Metazoa; Chordata; Aves; Galliformes; Numididae. Gene Ontology annotation, molecular function: monoatomic ion channel activity; voltage-gated channel activity. Gene Ontology annotation, cellular component: lysosomal membrane; endosome membrane. Gene Ontology annotation, biological process: transmembrane transport; monoatomic ion transport. The record is from RefSeq and is a predicted model, not a curated record. The transcript has 27 exons. Bases 1125 to 3374 code for a protein of 749 amino acids.
UUAGUCCUUUACAAAGCAAGGUUUGUCUCUUAAAGAAUUAUUUGAAAAUUGGAAGUAGCUUGGCACCUUUUGGUAGGUACAGCAUUCUGGUGUGUUGUUCAGUACUGCACACGGUAUGCUCUGAUGCCCUUAAAAACUUGAACAGGUUCUGGUAACGUGGUGGCAUUGUUGGUAGCCUGGUUUACACGUCCCUUUUCCCCAGAAGAGCUAGUGUAGCCAGGGUGUUGAUUCCAUGCCUCCUCAAUACCUUUUGAAUUGCAGGAGGUGGGUGGAUGCUCACUGUUCAGAGGAGCUGUGCAGGGGCCUGGGCUCUGCUCCUGCAGCUGCACCAUGCAGCCCGUGCCAUGUGGAAGAGGGAGUGCAGGAGCUGUGGUGUCAUGCUGGAUUGCUGCUUGGGUAGUGCUGUGGCUGGCACAGAUGGCUUUGGGUUUGGCGUGGUAGGAGGAGGCUGUGCAUGGCACCUGUCACCCAGCAAAGUGUGGGGAUGUUGGGCAGCAAUGGGCCUGCCUGGGGGUGGGCAUCCGCUGAGGGCAGCGAGGGCUGUGGGGUCCCCAUCAGUGAGGCAGCGCUGGUCUGCGGCGGUGAGCUGUGGGGGCCUGGCAGAGACAGUCUUGCAGCUCUGUGAAGCAGUAUCUGCCAAAAGGGGUUUGCUGUCAGGCUGUGGCUGGGGGGAGUCUCCAUCUUUUGGAUGUGUAUACAGUAAAAGCUUUGUAAACGAUCACCUUUAAGAACUUUAUAGAGUUCGUAAUGAAAGACUUCAGAGUUUUGAAUGUUGCUGUCAUCUUUUGUUAAAAAGCAACUGGACCCACACACUGACAUUCCAGUUCUGUGGAUAAAUAAAAAGCUCCAUCAUCUGCUCUUAUAUUUAAGAACGGUGCUCAUUUGAGGUUUUAAAAGGGAUGAGGGGGAGGAAUCAGCUGCAUUGAAACAUGUGGACUUGGAGUGGUGUUUUAGAGUAUGGGGAAAGCAAAGAAGAGGAGCAGGCUUAGUGCUGCGGGAGUCUCAGCAAUCUGCAUGGUCUGGAAAGCUCAGAUGGAGGAACCUAUGAUAUUAUUAAUGAUGCAUCCAGCCCUGCUGCAGGAGACUGCUGUGCGCAGCGGAGCUCUGCCCAACACAACUGGGAAAUGAACUACCAGGAGGCAGCAAUCUACCUCCAGGAAGGAGAAAAUAAUGAUAAAUUCUUCACUCACCCCAAAAAUGCCAAAGCACUUGCUGCCUACCUCUUUGCACACAAUCACCUUUUCUACCUAAUGGAGCUGAGCACAGCACUGCUUCUCCUGUUGCUGUCUCUCUGCGAGGCACCAGCUGUUCCUAUGCUCCGUCUUGGCAUCUUUGUCCAUGCAACCCUGGAGCUGUUUGCAUUAAUGGUGGUAGUCUUUGAGCUCUCAAUGAAGAUGAGAUGGCUGGGCUUCCACAUGUUCAUUAGACACAAGAGGACUAUGGUGAAGACUUGUGUGCUGUUUGUACAGUUCAUAGAGGCCAUUGUGGUGUUGGUGCGCCAAACCUCACACGUCCGCAUAACGAGAGCUUUGCGCUGCAUCUUCUUAGUGGACUGCCGCUACUGUGGUGGAGUCAGGAGAAACCUGCGUCAGAUCUUCCAGUCCCUCCCACCAUUUAUUGACAUUCUUCUCCUCCUGCUUUUCUUCAUGGUGAUCUUUGCUAUCCUGGGUUUUUACUUGUUUUCUCCAAACCACUCGGAUCCGUACUUCAAUACCUUAGAGAACAGUCUUGUGAAUCUCUUUGUACUUUUGACCACUUCAAAUUUCCCUGAUGUGAUGAUGCCAUCUUAUGCUCGGAACCCUUGGUCAUGUGUCUUCUUCAUAGUGUAUCUCUCCAUCGAACUGUACUUCAUUAUGAACUUGCUUCUUGCUGUUGUGUUUGACACUUUCAAUGACAUUGAGAAGAGGAAGUUUAAGUCUUUGCUGCUGCACAAGCGCACAGCCAUACAGCAUGCCUAUCGCUUGCUCAUCACCAAACAGAGGCCGUCUGGAAUUUCCUUCAAGCAUUUUGAAGGGCUGUUGCGCUUUUACAAGCCUCGGAUGUGCACCCGAGAGCGAUAUCUCACUUUUAAAGCACUGAAUCAAAGCAAUACUCCUUUACUCAGUCUAAAGGAUUUUUACAAUUUCUAUGAAGUUGUUGGCUUAAAAUGGAAGGCAAAACGAAAUCGUGAGCACUGGUUUGAUGACCUUCCACGGACAGCAUUCCUUAUUUUUAAAGGCAUCAACAUCCUUGUGAAUUCGCGUGUAUUCCAAUACACCAUGUAUACUGUGGUGGCUGUGAAUGGAAUUUGGAUUCUUGUUGAAACCUUCAUGCUGCAAGGAGGGAAUUUCUUCUCCAGAAAUGUCCCAUGGAGCUACAUAGUCUUCCUCACAAUCUAUGGCGUGGAGCUGCUCCUGAAAACCACUGGACUGGGGCCUGUUGAGUACCUGUCCUCAGGCUGGAAUCUCUUUGACUUCUCAGUCACCCUGUUCGCGUUUCUGGGGCUUAUGGCACUGGCAUUUAACAUGGAGCCGUUCUACUUCAUUGUUGUCUUGCGACCUCUUCAGCUGCUGAGACUCUUUAAAUUGAAGAAACGCUACAGGAAUGUCCUGGACACGAUGUUUGAGCUGUUUCCCAGGAUGGCCAGCCUAGGUUUAACGCUGCUGAUCUUCUACUAUUGCUUUGCUAUCGUUGGCAUGGAAUUCUUUGCUGGUGUGGUCUACCCGAACUGCUGCAACACGAGCACAGUCGCAGAUUCGUACCGCUGGGUGAACCACACAGUUGGCAACAAGACAAUUGUGGAAGAAGGUUAUUACUAUCUCAACAACUUUGACAACAUUUUGAACAGCUUUGUUACACUGUUUGAGUUGACAGUCGUCAAUGAUUGGUACAUAAUCAUGGAAGGGGUGACAUCUGAAACCACUCACUGGAGCCGCCUGUAUUUCAUGAUCUUCUAUAUUGUGACCAUGGUGGUGAUGACAAUCAUUGUGGCAUUUAUUCUGGAGGCUUUUGUCUUCCGCAUGAACUACACUCGGAAGAACCAAGAUUCAGAAGAAGACAAUGGCAUUGUGCUGGAGAAGGAGAUCUCCAAAGAGGAAGUGAUUGGGAUAAUCGAGCUGUACAAGCGGAGUUCAGCUGCCACUGAAACUUCUCAGCUGCAGAAGAUUGUUUUGCAGAUGGAUAAACAUGGGCAAGUGUCAACACUGUUUCUGGGACGCAGAUCGAGGACCAAGAGUGACUUGAGUAUGAAGAUGUAUGAGGAGGAGAUCCAGGAAUGGUAUGAGGAACAUUCCAGGAAAGAGGAAUCCCAGAUACCAUUGCAAGAGUCUGCAUCUGCUUCCCACAGCUCUCUGAAGCCCCUGAGCCUCCGACAACGUUCCCAGACCGUCAUCUAGGCCUGGCUAGUGCAAUCUGCCUUCUAUGCAAUAACCUAGAGUAUUACUUCACAGUGUAUAUGUUGGGAUGAUGUAUAUAGAUCUGUUCCAUGUACUGGUUGGCAUUAGGGAUAAAAGCUCUUCCAUUAAGUGGCAAAAAAACAGGUGGACUCUGUGUAAGACUGCUACAACCGGACUGAGCACGAUGCCUGUGCUCAGCACAGAGUGAGCUUCUUGGACAGAAAUGGAGACUUCCCUCUGAGCUGCUUCCCAAGCUCAAGCCUGCAGUUUCUCUUAGCAGUAACAGACCCUGGGAGAAGGGACGUGUAAUUCAUUAACAGCAGGAAAUGCGCUGAGGCUACAUGCUUACAAUUUAAACAACAACAAAAAAAAAGGCCCUUUUUAAAGGUCUGCUUCACUUAAAGGGUACUACUAACUUAGGAAUAAAAGAUCAGGGAGGGACGUGGCUUUUGUUUGGUUUUCGUUGUUUUUUCCCUCUCUGGCCUCCUUUUUCAAAAGCUAGAGGAGGUGGUAUGGAACUUCAGCACUUCUGAAGAGCAGUCUGCCUUUUCCCUCCUUUUUGGUACACCUAGAUGCACUCUCUUUAGCAGAUCCAGCUCUGACUGUUGAAUUUAGCUGUCCCUGAGCCGUUCUGUGGCAGCUGGUGCCAGAACUGAGGGGCAGGAAUCUUGUUGCAUUAUGACCAUGGAGGAGACAGGAAUUUUGAGAGACAAACUCUUUGCUGUAGCUGUCCAGUAUCUGCACUUCUGCAAGUUGGUUAUGCCCAGGGCACUGCCUGGGAUCAGAAUCACCUCUGUAAACCCCUCAGCUCUCAUCUUCAUAGGGAAGGGUGAUUCUGCAGGGUGACCUCUGUCACUUAGCCACCUACUUGUAAAUGGCAAGUCUUUGGUCAUUAGUUCAAAUAGAUGACUGGGAAGGAGAGGACUUUGCAGCUCCAAGCCCGUGGCUUAUUUCUGCUUGGGUCUGAAACUUAUGGAUAGAGAGUCCAUCAAACAGUAUGCUGGUUGGCCCUCAGCUAGGUCAUUGCUUUGUUUGAACAGGAGGGUGAAUCUCAGCGCAGCAGCAUUCCUCCUUCCUCAUUCUCACCCAUGCAGAGCUGUUCCUCGGGCUGGCAAAUGCUGACUGGGUCAGAUCUUAGGAAGUUCCUCUGCUGAAGGGCUUUACUGUUCCCUUGAAUUCUGGAUGCAGAACUGUGAAGGACAAUGAUUCUUCUCACCUAAUCUGCUUUUCAGUGUUUGGCACAGAGGCUGCCAGACCUGGUAGCUGGGGGAGGAGAAGGAAGGGGGAAAGGGAAGGGGCUUCCUUGCCAGCUCUGACACGUUAAUUCUCGGAUCGCAGCGAGUUGUUUCUCUCUUGUGUUUCAUUACUGCAAAGUGGUGACAGCCUGUCUCUGAGUUCCUUUUUUAUCCUGUCACCACGGAAAGUACUGAGAGUGAAGAGUGUCUGUCAGCAUGGAGGUUCCCCUUACCUCUUGCUGUCUGAUCUUCUCUCAGGUUCAGAUGUACAGUGUAUUUAUCAGGGAUGGGAGGCUUUCCCCUUCCUCUGAGUGAGUCAGGUGGCGGGAUGUAGGGAAUGGGCACACGACCCACGUACCUGUUCUUUUUUGUUUUUGUUUUUGUUUUGUUUUUAGGAAGUACUACCAAAUGGCACAAGGGCAGAGGGACAGGACUGAUUCUACAUGGGCAGACAGAGAGCAUUUUGGGGGAAAAGAUAAGAUUUUCAGAUGCAGGCAACAUGAUGUGUACUCCUCGUCUCUGAACAGCCAAAUUCCCCAGGUGCCUCAGGGCAGUUCUUUGUUUCCCUUCUGGGUACUGCAGGUGGUAUGAAACUACUUCUGAGCUGAACCGUGAAGGACCUUAAAGGGCUGUUUUCCAAACCAUAAAUUGACCACAAAUUAAUGAGCAGUGCAGCUCAUUAAUUAAGUUUCUCUUGCAAUUGCUCUGUAUGGGGCUGCAGCCUGGGAGACUUAUCCACGUUAGUCUUGGGGCUGGGGGAGAUGUUUCCAAGGUAUGGGCAGGAUGAGCAUCCUGAAGGUUAGAAAACAAAAUGUGGUGCUGUUUAAAUUCUGCAUUACCAUGGCAGGGCUGUCACUGACUUGUUCUGGAGCUGCAGCUUCAUACUGUGCUGGGGGAGUGCUGACCUGCUCACGCAUGGGAGCAAGGCUCUGCUGUUGGGGAGCAGCACUGAAGCCCCUGGACUGGGCUGUGGGGCUCAGGUGCUCCUUUUCUGGUUUUGUACUGAGAUCUCAGUUUGUCUCCAUGUACACACUGUAUUAUUUUUAACCAAGGAGGAUCACAGAAGUUUACUUCUUUGGAAGGAAGUUUGAGUAAUGGGGUCUCCCCUACUAUUUACUCUUGCUCCCCGCCCCCUUACCCCCAGACUAACAGCAGAGACAAUCAUUUUGUAGGGAAAAAAGGAGGAACACUGCAGGAUUUUGUAUGCUGGUCUUUUGUUUUUAACUUUAUGGACGUCUGUAAAAUGUUCUCUAGAUUUUUCAAGCACACUAAUAAAGAGCAUCCUCAGCUUUGUAGAGGCA